This is a messenger RNA of Penaeus vannamei (Pacific white shrimp), 571 nucleotides long. Lineage: Eukaryota; Metazoa; Arthropoda; Malacostraca; Decapoda; Penaeidae. The record is from RefSeq and is a predicted model, not a curated record.
UUGGAAAAUUAUCACCUUAGUGUACUUUUCCCCAGCCUUUGGAACAGUCGUCACUGUCCCCUUGUAUCCCUGAGUCGUCAGGGUCUGCUCCGCCUGGCCGACCCGCACUACACAAUGCCCAAGGUUCCUGACACUUUGGCAAUAAUGCAUGGCUUGCUCGGUGUUGUAAAGUCAGAAUAUGAGUCUGCAGGCCACCUGUCGUCAGAGUUACUACGUUCUUUGCACAUGCUUCAUGGGCAGACACUUGUCAGUGCAUUGGACUUGAUUGACUGUAAGAAGGUUACGAUAGUCACUUCUAGCAGUGGCCGAUGGGUGUACCAGGUCACUGGAAGUGCUGGCACUCCCUAUGUAUGUUUACCUGACUCUAUUUUCUGUCAGUGUCCAGCAUUUAAGUUUUCUGUGCUGAAAAAGAAAGAAAGUGUUAUGUGUAAACAUGUUCUUGCAGCACUCUUAGCAACAGCAAUGGGAGUAACAGAUAAAAAGACCAUCUCUGAUGAGUAUAUGAUGGAUCUUCUGUUUCAGAUGGAUUGACUGUAAAGAUGAAUAAAUAAAUAAAUAAAAAAAUCCCAUU